Enhydra lutris kenyoni (northern sea otter) is the source of this 1892-nucleotide messenger RNA. Its product is annotated as RAB, member of RAS oncogene family like 2B. The transcript is spliced from 9 exons. The coding region runs from base 187 to 993 and encodes 268 amino acids. NCBI's taxonomy places the organism in Eukaryota, Metazoa, Chordata, Mammalia, Carnivora, Mustelidae. Gene Ontology annotation, cellular component: endosome; Golgi apparatus. The record is from RefSeq and is a predicted model, not a curated record. Gene Ontology annotation, molecular function: GTP binding; GTPase activity.
UGGUAAGAGCUUAGGCCUGCAGAGCACUGUCUCUGUCUCACAGUGAUUGGGUUUUUGGGGUUUUUUUGGGGGGAGGGGUUGGUCCAGUUUUACCGGUGAGAAAGGUUGCCCAUGUGCAACUUGUGAAAUAGUCUUUCCAGGUGGGAGUGGGAGGUGUGCCCCUGACCAGAGAGCUGUGGUAAAGACAUGACACAGAGUAAACCACCCAAAGAGGAUUUGGAUGGGGACAAGAGUACACCUCCACAGUUCAGCAAGUGGCACCCAGGCAACGACAAGUCCCCACACCCACAUACCUCCCCGGCGCUGAACAGCCAGGAGCCAAUGGCCAGCGACAAAGCCAAACCCUGUGAGCUCAACCAAGACAAAUAUGAUGCUGAUGAAAACGUGAAGAUCAUCUGCCUAGGGGACAGCGCUGUGGGCAAGUCCAAACUCAUGGAGAGGUUUCUCAUGGAUGGAUUUCGGCCACAGCAGCUGUCCACGUACGCCCUGACCCUGUACAAGCACACAGCCACAGUGGAUGGCAAGACAGUCCUUGUGGACUUUUGGGACACGGCAGGCCAGGAGCGGUUCCAGAGUAUGCACGCCUCCUACUACCACAAGGCCCACGCCUGCAUCAUGGUGUUCGACGUGCAGAGGAAAGUAACGUACAAGAACCUGAGCACCUGGUACACAGAGCUUCGGGAGUUCAGGCCGGAGAUCCCAUGCAUCGUGGUGGCCAAUAAAAUUGAUGCAGACGUAAAGAUGACCCAGAAGAGCUUCAAUUUUGCCAGGAAGUUCUCUCUUCCCCUGUAUUUUGUCUCAGCUGCUGAUGGUACCAAUGUCGUGAAGCUCUUCAAUGACGCAAUUCGAUUAGCUGUGUCUUACAAACACAACUCCCAGGACUUCAUGGACGAGGUUUUGCAGGAGCUUGAGAACUUUGAUUUGGAGCAGAAGGAGGAGGAAGUGCCAGAUCGAGCGCAGCACGGCGACACUGAGAGCCCCUCCCCUUCCUGAGUCAAAGACGGGGGCCUCGCUCCUCGUGGACUUUGGUGGGGGUGUCCUUCGGGAUACCCUCCCAUCAGCACCCCUGCAGCUAGGAAUUGAAAAAUUCUUGCCAGCCGUCCCCUCUACCUCCUGCGAGCCCACCCGUUCUGUUUGCCUCCCCGCCUACCAUGGCCCAUGACUCCUGACCCUUCCACAGUUGUCCUCUCCCCUGUCCUCAGGGACCGGGGUGGGGUCUGCACCAGCAAGCACCCUUGGCUGGUGCGAGACAGGCAUAGUAGACCCUGAAGCAGAAUUAGAGAUCAGUACCCUCAGCUUCCCCAGCUUGUGCAGUGGCUGGGAAGAGCUUUAGGAAACAUGCUUUGUGUGUCUCUCCAAUAAAAGGAAAUUGAGGUGUUUUCUCUCCCAGAAUUGACCUUGGGGCCUACUCAUUGCCUUUCCGCCAAGGGAAUGAUUUCUAAUCGCUGACGGCCACGGUUCCCACCCCUACAGGUUCAGGGGGCCUCCAUCCUUUUUCCUCUUUUUAGUCUCCCAACCAACUGUUUUUCAGAAAUGGUUUUGAGCAGACAUCUGUUCCUGUCACAGGACAGGUUUGCCUUGAAAGCCCAGGGAAACAGGUGACGAGUCCUGUCACCCUUAGCAGUACUGGGAAGCAUGCCCAUGUGGAUUCAAAGAACUUCCCUUUACAGCCCCUGUUGCAGCAGAUGAUGCUUUCCUGCCUUUUUUAAGAACUGUUGUGAGUCCUGCCCCAUGGGUGGGGAGAGGGGCACCCUGCUGCCUCCCCCACUUCUCUCCAGGACUCACGGGUCAGUAGUGUGUUUGUACGAUUGCCUCGCCCAUCAUCAUCAUCAUUUCCAGUGUCUUCAUUUGUAUAGAAAAAUUCGAAUUAACAUAAACAUCGCAUGUAUGUG